Bombus pyrosoma is the source of this 3045-nucleotide messenger RNA. RefSeq lists its product as uncharacterized. The coding region runs from base 1 to 3045 and encodes 1014 amino acids. The record is from RefSeq and is a predicted model, not a curated record. NCBI's taxonomy places the organism in Eukaryota, Metazoa, Arthropoda, Insecta, Hymenoptera, Apidae. Gene Ontology annotation, biological process: DNA integration. Gene Ontology annotation, molecular function: nucleic acid binding. The transcript has a single exon.
AUGACGAGAAUCAGCCCCGACAACGCCGACAAUAGCGGAUAUUAUUUGCCUCACCACGGCGUAAUAAAGACAUCGAGUGAAACGACUAAGCUCCGUGUCGUGUUCGACGGAUCGGCAACGACCAGCACCGGAGUGUCAUUAAACGAUGCACUCUACACAGGACCCAAGCUACAGGAGGAUUUAGUCGAUAUCCUUCUCAGAUUCCGCCUACAUCAAUAUGUCCUCACUGGGGACAUCGAGAAGAUGUACAGGCAAUUCCUAAUGCGACCAGAGGACCGACGAUAUCAAAAAAUCGUUUGGCGUAACGAGAAUGGGGAAAUCGAAGUCUACCAGCUCAACACCGUCACAUUCGGGUUAUCGGCAGCGCCAUAUCUGGCCCUACGGUGUCUGAAGCAGUUGGCAGACGACGAAGGACAUCGAUUUCCACGAGCGUCAUCGGCCUUGCAGCGAGACUUCUACGUCGAUGACGCCCUCACCGGAGCAGACACGAAGGAAGAGGUAUUGUCCCUCAGAAAGGAACUUACCGAACUUCUCCAAUCAGCCGGCUUAACCAUUCGGAAGUGGGCUUCCAACGACCAGAGCAUACUCCAAGGGCUAUCCGAUCAAGACACAAGUCGGAGGUUACAAUUAGGUGAGUCUCAAACCCUAAAAACCCUCGGCAUAUUUUGGGAUUCCAGGGAGGAUGCGAUACUGUACUCGGUUGAAGCCAACGCCAACAUCGCUAGGGUCACAAAGCGAUCCAUCAGCUCGGUGAUCGCCAGGAUCUACGACCCACUAGGAUUGCUCGCGCCAGUAAUCGUUCGAGCGAAGAUUCUACUUCAACGAGUCUGGUCGUUAAAGGUCGACUGGGAUGAGUCCCUCCCAGCGGACUUGCAUUCCGAGUGGGACCGAUAUUAUGCUCAGCUGCCAUUGCUCAACGAGAUUCGGUUCCCACGCAAGACCAUUAUAAAGGCAGCUAUUGAGCUCGAGAUCCACGGCUUCUGCGACGCUAGCGAAAAGGCGUAUGGAGCCUGUGUCUAUCUAAGAUCUCUCGAUCCGCACGGACGCAUCCAGACGUGCUUACUCACGGCGAAGUCGAAGGUAGCACCGCUCAAAUCGCAGACCAUUCCACGCCUUGAGCUGAGCGGCGCCUUUCUACUUACAUCGCUAAUUACAAGCACCCAACAAGCAUUACAAGUUGAAAUAACUCGCAAGGUUUACUGGACGGACUCCACGAUUGUUCUCCACUGGAUCAACGCGUCUCCACAUACCAUGAAGACCUUCGUCGCAAAUCGAGUCGCGGAGAUCCAGAACAAAACAAGCGUCACCGAUUGGCGUCAUGUCCCCACCAGUGACAAUCCUGCGGACCUCAUCUCUCGGGGACAAUCACCCGAAGACUUUCGGCAACCUACCAUUUGGCAAACUGGACCGCGAUGGCUGCAGCAAUCAGAAGAAUAUUGGCCUAUGUGGAGUCUAACACCUCUGGCCAACUUACCAGAAAGGAAAGCAGCAACUUGCCUCGCCACAGCUCCUGUCAACAACAGUCUAUUAGACAGGUUUUCAUCAUGGCCAAGGUUGAUCCGCAUCGCUGCCCGCUGUCUUCGCUGGAGACGAAAACAAGAUCGAUCGUUGUCACUCACCAUACAAGAACUACAGGUUUCCCACGAUAAACUCAUCAAAGUUUUACAACACAUCCACUUCUCAGAUGAGAUAGCAACGCUCCGGAAGAAUCGAAACCUGCCGGUCGGUGGAAAACUCCAGCGACUCAAUCCGUUCCUAGAUAAGGCAGCAAUAUUGCGCGUCGGCGGCCGAUUGAGUCAAGCACCGAUGGCCGUCGCACAAAAACACCCGAUCAUACUGCCCAAGGCUCCCACCACCUCGCGUAUAAUCGAGAACGAGCAUAAGGUCAGUAUGCAUGCAGGUACACAGGCCACAUUAUACGCAGUGAGGCGACGCUACUGGCCCAUCGAUGGCAGAAGUCAAGUAUGGCGCACGAUCAAAGGUUGCGUCCGCUGUUGUCGUGCUCAUCCACCACCGGUAGAAUAUAUCAUGGGUAACCUGCCGGAGGCUCGAGUAACGGAAUCCCGACCAUUCGCAAACGUCGGUGUCGAUUAUUGUGGUCCGUUUCAUAUCAAGGAGAAGCGAGACCGUAACCGCCGCCAAGUCAAGGUAUACGUAGCCAUUUUCGUAUGCCUAGCAGUUAAGGCGGUGCACAUCGAACUCGUCGGCGAUCUCACGAGCGAAGCCAUCAUCGCCGCUCUUCGACGAUUCAUCGCACGGCGAGGGUUUUGUUCGACGAUCCACUCCGACAAAGGCACAAACUUCAUCGGCGCCAACAACAAACUAAGGGAGCUCCACGAACUCCUAAAAUCAGACGACUACAACGAGAAGGUCACGACAUUCCUGGCCAACAAGCAAAUCGAAUGGCGCUUCAUACCCCCUCAUUCUCCGCAUUUCGGUGGGUUAUGGGAGGCAGCAGUAAAGUCUUUCAAGCAUCACUUUCGACGCGUCGUGGGAAAUGAACUGCUUACCUUCGAGCAAUUUAACACUCUGAUCAUCGAAAUAGAAGCAGUCCUCAACUCCCGACCACUAACACCCAUAUGCACCGAUCCCAAUGAUCUCCUCGUCCUCACUCCUGGCCAUUUUCUCAUUGGCGAAUCGUUAAUGAGUUUGCGUGAGCGAUAUUUCAGAGACACUCAAUCCAACCGACUCUCCAGAUGGCAAUACAUACAAAAGAUUAAGCAACAUUUCUGGAAACGUUGGCACCAGGAGUAUCUCAAUGAAAUGAACAAUCGCAACAAGUGGACCAAGGGUGGACACCACAUACAGGAAGGCACAAUCGUCCUGGUCAGAGAGGACAACGUACCCCCUAUGCAAUGGCCUUUGGGCGGUGUAAUCAAGGUCCACCCCGGAGCUGACGGCAUCAUCCGCACCGCCACUGUAAAGACAUCAUCGUGCCUCCUGGACCGCGGCGUCAAACGGCUGGUCCCCCUGCCAUGUCAAGCCGCCCCAGACGAGUCCGGACAAUCACAAAUAUCGAAGAAGGGGGACAGCACACCCACCUAA